Messenger RNA from Arachis duranensis, 3630 nucleotides. RefSeq lists its product as uncharacterized. Bases 1 to 3630 code for a protein of 1209 amino acids. Lineage: Eukaryota; Viridiplantae; Streptophyta; Magnoliopsida; Fabales; Fabaceae. The transcript is spliced from 6 exons. The record is from RefSeq and is a predicted model, not a curated record.
AUGGGAGAGUCCACACCGGUUUCGUCAGCCGACUGUAUUUCUGAAUUUAAUGAUGAUGAGUAUGCUCCAAUUGCACUAAUCUUAGUUCUUUUUGAGCCUCCACUCUGUGUAGGCGAACUCCUUUAUAUCAUCAGUGUUCAAACCACUCCUUAUGUUUCGACUAGUUUGAUCGUAACAACCAGCAAAUUGUGCAACUACCUUAUUAAUCUUAUAUUAUCGUUUCUUACAUACAUCGAUAAGAGUUGGAUUACAAAGCCACGAGGUAGUGCAGAAUAUAGGGAUGGUCUGAAUAGAUUUCUUGAUUUUGCCUUUGCCAAUGCAUCAUCGGAUGGGAUGAUACAUUGUCCAUGUCCUUUGUGUGGGUUCCGAUUUUUCCAAACUAGAGAGGAUGCUUACGAUCAUCUUCUGAUGAAACCCUUUCCCCCUAACUAUACCUUUUGGUUACAUCACGGUGAGAGGACCGUAGACGAGAGCUCCAGAGAUACAGAAACUUUAGAACCCACUGGAAACUCAGGAAAUCAAAUGCUUGACAUGGUCCACGAGGCCUUCAACAUUCCGGGAUUGCAGAGUGAUAAUGAAAACAUGAUGGAUGAAGUGGUCGGAGAUGGUGCGGAAGGGUUGCCAAACUUAUCUGACGAGCCUAGCCGCGAGGCUCGUGCCUUUCAAGAAUUGCUUGAGGAUGGCGAGCAGAGAUUAUAUCCAGGAUGCUCAAGAUUCUCGAAGCUGUCUUUCUUGGUGAGACUUUACCAUAUCAAGUGCAUGUGCGGAGUUAGCAACAAGGCUUUCGGAUUGAUUCUGGAGCUAUUAGGGGAUGCCUUUGAGCAUGCAAGGAUUCCGAAUACCUUGCACGAUGCUAAGACGAUCAUAAGGAAGCUCGGUAUUGAGUACAAGAAGAUAGAUGUAUGUCCAAAUGACUGCAUGCUAUAUACGGGUUCCGACCAUGACCUCUCCAGAUGCAAAAGGUGUGGAGCAUCCAGGUGGAAGCAAAAGACCAGGAAGAAUUCCAUUGUAAAGAUCAACGCCGUUGUCAAGAAGAAUGGGAAACCUCAGGCAGCAAAAGUUCUUCGUUAUUUUCCUCUGAUUCCACGGUUGCAGAGAUUAUUCAUGUCUAGCAAGACAGCCAUGGACAUGUUGUGGCACAAGAGAGGAACCAACUCUGACGGUUACCUGAGGCAUCCCAGGGAUGGCGAGGGUUGGAAGUCAUUUGACAGGAGAUACACUGACUUCUCUGGCGAUCCGCGCAAUGUUCGCCUAGCCUUGGCCAGUGAUGGCUUUAACCCUUAUGGAAACCUCAGUUCAAAGUACUCAAUAUGGCCAGUGAUUCUUAUUCCGUACAACCUACCCCCAUGGAUUUGCAUGAAACAAACCAACUUCAUUCUCUCUAUGAUAAUUCCCGGUCCUAAAAUGCCUGGUAAUGACAUAGAUGUCUACCUACAGCCCCUGAUCGACGAGCUCAAGCUGCUGUGGGCCGGUGUCGAUACGUAUGACGCCAGUGAGAAGAAAACAUUCAAGAUGCGAGCUGCACUGAUGUGGACUAUCAGUGAUUUCCUUGGCUUGGGCAAUUUAUCUGGCUGGAAUACUUACGGCGGGAGAGCUUACCCCACGUGCAAUUUGGAUGCCGAGACUAGGCGACUCACCUUCAGUCAGAAAUGGUGUUAUAUGGGUCAUCGUCGCUUUUUGAAUCGCGAUCACAGAUAUAGACAGGAUCGGAGUAGAUUUGAUGGCAAGGUAGAGGAUAGAUCCCCACCUACCAAAUUGACUGGUAGGGAUGUCCUGAGACAAUUGGAGGGUGUUCCCGUCUCACAAGGCAAGGUGCAAGCGAUGGGCGGUAAAAGAAGGCGCGGACAGCAGACCGUGGUCCAAGACGAGUCUCCUUGGAAAAAGAGGAGUGUAUUCUUUGAUCUGCCGUACUGGGAGAACAACGAAUUACGUCACAAUCUUGACGUGAUGCACAUAGAGAAGAAUGUAUGCGACAACAUUGUUUUCACCAUGUUGAACGAAAGCGGUAAGUCCAAAGACCACCUAAAAGCUCGAAAAGAUCUCCAAUUGAUGGGCAUCCGGCAGGAUAUGUGGCCAAUUGAAGGUGGAAAGUAUCCUGCUGCAGUCUUUACCAUGCGGAAUCCAGAGAAGGAUGUCUUUCUUAGGACAAUCAAGAAUGUGGUCUUUCCAGACGGGUACUCUAGCAACAUCUCUCGCUGUGUUGAUUUAAAACAGCGCAAGUUAUUCGGCUUGAAGAGUCAUGACUGCCAUAUCCUAAUGGAACAUCUACUUCCAAUUGCGUCAAAACACGUGUUGCCCACCCCAGUGUCUGCCGUCGUGGCUGAGUUAUCAGCCUUUUUCCGACUAAUAUGCAGUAAAUCCAUUGAUCCUCAACAACUUCCUCUCCUUCAGGAUCGUGUGGUCCAUACUUUGUGCCACAUGGAGAUGAUAUUUCCACCUUCCUUCUUCACAGUUAUGGUUCAUCUAACGGUGCAUUUGGUCGAGGAGGUCCGUAUUGGUGGCCCAGUGCAUUACCGAUGGAUGUACCCAAUUGAGAGGUACCUAGGUCGUCUCAAACAGUACGUGCGUAACAGGGCACAACCAGAAGGAUCGAUUGCAGAGGGCUACUUAUCCGAGGAGAUUCUCACGUUCUGUUCAAGAUACUUAGAUAAUGUCGAGACUAGGAUCAACCGACCGACGCGCGUUGACGACCGACCGAGCGAUGCUCCAGAGAGCGAGAUUGCCGACAUGUUCCCAGAGGUUGGAAAGUCGGUCGGGGCAGCUUCAUAUUUUACUCUAACAGCAACCGAACAGCUUCAAGCACAUCGUCAUGUACUGGUGAAUUGCAGUGCUGUAGAGAAAUUCUUGGAUGAGUACAGAGCCUUCACAAAGAGAAAACUGCGAGGUAAAACAAGGUCGCAGUCUCACAUAGAUACUGUUGUGCACAGAGAAUUUUCGAACUGGUUCAGGCAUAAGGUCCAAUUUGGAAGCACGGAUCAUUCGAACGAGUUACAGUGGCUCGCCUGUGGUCCCCGUGCUCAGGCCAGUCGCUAUCAGGCUUACAACGUCAAUGGAUUUAAAUUCAGGACCAUGUCGAGGGAGGAAGGGAUGAAAACACAGAAUAGUGGGGUCUAUGUCACUUCGGAUACUAGAAGUUAUGCAAGUAAACGGGAUGCCAAUGUUGCUGUUGGCGGUGUCUCGUAUUACGGGAGAUUAGUAGACAUCAUCGAGCUAAAUUACAGCGGUCAAUUCACUGUAGUAUUGUUCAAGUGCCUUUGGGCGGACACUACGUCGGGCAGAGGCAUCCGGCAAGACGUUUUGGGCCACACCUGUGUCAAUUUUGCCAAUCCUAUCCACACCGGUGAUCGAGAAGACGAUGAGCCGUAUAUCUUGGCAUCUGAGGCGCGUCUUGUGUUCUACGUGGAGGAUGAGGUGGAGAACGGAUGGAGUGUAGUGGUCCAUGUGAAGCCAAGAGAUUUGUUUGACAUGGGCGAAGAUUAUGAACAUUGUGAGGUCGACCUUCAUCCACAGUCCUGUAUGAGUAGCCUCCCUGAAUUUGAUGUCGAAGGCCUGCGGUUGACGAGAGACGGCGAUUUAGAAGAGUCCACCAUCGAAAGGGUUGAAGAUUGUGAAGAGGCCGCCGAAUCCUAA